Molecule: messenger RNA, 796 nt
Organism: Loxodonta africana (African savanna elephant)
Lineage: Eukaryota; Metazoa; Chordata; Mammalia; Proboscidea; Elephantidae
Product: glutaredoxin-1-like
Exons: 1
Coding region: 381-650 (89 amino acids)
Cellular component (GO): mitochondrion
Molecular function (GO): glutathione disulfide oxidoreductase activity
Source: RefSeq, a predicted model, not a curated record
UAAAUAGUAUAUGUCAAUUGAGGCAAUAGGGGUGAAAAAUAGAAUAAGUAAAAAAUUAACUCUGAAGAAGGAAAAAAUAAUGUAAUUGAAUAUAGAAAAAGUGAGACGAAUAUAGAUAAAAAAGUAAGAUGAUAGCUAUAAACCCCAAUAUAUAAAUAAUUACCUUAAAUGUAAACUCUCCAGUUCAAAUAUGAUUAGCAAACUGGGUUAAAAAGAGGAGGAGAAGGAGAAUGAGAAAAAGAAGGAGAAGCAAUAGCAGCAGCAGCAAAAGAAGGAGGAGGGGAAGAAGAGAAGGAGAAAGAAGAAAAGGAAGAAGGGUUUACACACAGAGCAAUACCUGUAAUUGAGAAGCCCUCCUGCGGAGACAACAGCUUAUCAGCAUGGCUCAAGAGUUUGUGAACAGCAGAAUCCAACCUGGGAAAGUGGUUGUGUUCAUCAAGCCCACCUGCCCCUACUGCAGAAAGACCCAAGAGAUCCUCUCCCAAUUGCCUUUCAAACCAGGGCUCUUGGAAUUUGUCGAUAUCACAGCCAUCACUGAUACAAGCAUGACUCAAGAUUAUCUCCAACAGCUCACAGGAGCAAGAACAGUACCUCGGGUUUUCAUGGGUAAAGAGUGUAUUGGUGGAUGCUCUGAUCUAACAGAUUUGUGACAGAGUAGAGAGCUGUCGAAGUGGCUACCGGAUAUAAGAGCUCUACAAUAAUUACAAAGCCCCCAGGCUGAUGUCUCCUUGGGAGCUGGAUGGCAUUGUAAAUGAUGACAGGAUUUCCUGAUGGACGGAUCUGGGGCUGUUCUGUC